CUAAUCACCAGGGGGUAUCGCAAAGCGUGUUUGUGUUUGUGGAAGUGUAUAGAAGGUGGAUUGUUUUCAUCUUCAUUAUUAGACUGAGUGAAGUGGAAAAUACUAAACGAAAGGCAAUGUUUAUCGCCCGAAGCAUCCCCGCGGAUCACAAGGAUUUGAUUCAUGACGUUGCUUAUGACUUUUACGGCAGGCGAAUGGCCACAUGUUCUAGCGAUCACAGUGUAAAGGUUUGGGAUUUAGAUGAAAAUGAUCAGUGGCAUUGUACAGCAAAUUGGAAGACUCACAGUGGUUCUGUGUGGAAAGUGACAUGGGCACAUCCAGAAUUUGGUCAAGUUUUAGCAACUUGUUCAUUUGAUAGAACUGCAGCUGUAUGGGAAGAAUUAGUUUCAGAUAGUAGUGGUAAUGAAGGCAUACAAUCCCAUUGGGUAAAGAGGACAAGUUUAGUAGAUAGUAGAACACCUGUUACAGAUAUCAAAUUUGCACCAAAACACUUAGGUCUUCAACUAGCUACCUGUUCUGCAACUGAUGGUGUUGUAAGAAUAUAUGAAGCACCUGAUGUGAUGAAUCUUAGUCAAUGGUCUUUACAGCAUGAAAUAACUUGUAAAAUUAGUUGUAGUUGCAUUACAUGGAGUCCUUCUAGAAUACAUCCACCCAUGAUAGCUGUGGGUAGUGAUGAUUCUAGUCAAACAGCUGGUGGAAAAGUUUUGAUAUAUGAAUACAAUGAAAAUAGUAGGAGAUGGAGUAAAGUUGAAACAAUUGUUACGAUAACAGAUCCUGUUCGUGACAUAACUUUUGCACCCAAUCUUGGAAGAUCUUUUAAUCUUUUAGCAGUUGCCAGUAAAGAUGUCAGAAUUAUUUCAUUAAAGCCUUUAAUUGAUCAAGGAAAUGGCAAUCCUCAAGGAAGUUUAUCAAAAUUUGAGAUUAGACAAGUGGGACAAUUUGAUGAUCACAAUUCUCAGGUUUGGAGAGUCAGUUGGAAUAUUCUAGGUACAAUUUUAGCUUCUUCUGGAGAUGAUGGUUGUGUGCGUUUGUGGAAAGCAAAUUAUUUAGAUAAUUGGAAACGCAUAGCAACAUUAAAAGGAGAUUUGACUAGUGCAACAGGAGAGAAACAAGCUGGAAAUGUUAAUCCUGGUAAUCAGUCAGUUGCAAUUAGCCUGGCUCCAUCUGCAACUCAUGGUAACACAAGAUAUUACAAACUAGGACAGAUUCAUCAGCCAGCACCUGUACCUUGGCAUUGAUUGUGAUUUAAAAAGUUUUCAAAUUUUAAUUGAAAUGAUUAAACUUGUUUUAUUUUUCAUAAACUUCUACAUUUUGAAAUAUGUUCAAUAAUAAAGUGUUGUGUAUUAAUAUUGAAUUUCUUAAUAUUGAAAAGACUCAUUACUACGAAGAACAAAAAGAAAAAAUAUAUAUAUGUAUUAUUUCUGUAAUAGAAAAAAUUUAAGAAUUUAAGUAUUUUAAUUAACAAGAAUUUUAAUUCAAAUAAAAUUUUUUGCAAUAUA
Molecule: messenger RNA, 1499 nt
Organism: Centruroides sculpturatus (bark scorpion)
Lineage: Eukaryota; Metazoa; Arthropoda; Arachnida; Scorpiones; Buthidae
Gene: Nup44A
Product: nucleoporin SEH1-like
Exons: 8
Coding region: 117-1238 (373 amino acids)
Biological process (GO): positive regulation of TORC1 signaling; cellular response to amino acid starvation
Cellular component (GO): Seh1-associated complex; nuclear pore outer ring
Molecular function (GO): protein binding; structural molecule activity
Source: RefSeq, a predicted model, not a curated record